Molecule: messenger RNA, 1422 nt
Organism: Thunnus maccoyii (southern bluefin tuna)
Lineage: Eukaryota; Metazoa; Chordata; Actinopteri; Scombriformes; Scombridae
Product: C-C motif chemokine 2-like
Exons: 3
Coding region: 760-1212 (150 amino acids)
Biological process (GO): cellular response to type II interferon; monocyte chemotaxis; cellular response to interleukin-1
Cellular component (GO): extracellular region
Molecular function (GO): CCR chemokine receptor binding; chemokine activity
Source: RefSeq, a predicted model, not a curated record
ACAAACCUAACAGGAGAUUAAAGGAGAUGUCAAUCAAAAGUCUACACAUUCACACAGUGUUGAGGGGUUUCAUUUGCUAAAAAUAAGUUCAGUCACUUGUGUGGGUGUAUCAUGUGUGUGCAGGGCCUUUAAACAAUGCUGGAACAAGAUUUUCAAAAAUUUAUUGUACUGAUUAACAACAAGCAAUUUUCUCAGACUGAGCUAAUAUAUGAUGGAAUUCAAUGCAUCUUUCAGCUACCAAAAUUACUAUCGAUGCCUGUGAAAGUAGAAGCAACAUGUGGCUUUCAGAGUGAGUGGAGAGGAAAUUGAUGAGUAUUUUUUUUUCUUUCUUUGUACGUGUGAAUGUGUGUAUAUACCUAUAUGUGUUGAGUGAUGCUACUUGUGGGCAGAACUGUGGUGAAGGGUCCGUUUGUCAUCUCCUGUGAAAGGUGAACACAUAGUUUCCUUUCACCACCCUAUAGCCACAGACUACAUGGUGAUAUGUUGUGGGGUGACAUUGUGGAAAGGCGGAAGGGGCUUGUGUUUUAUAAGAGCCAAAACCAGAAGUUGAACAAUCACAAAAACAGAGAGAACAUCACUUAUUAGAAGAGCAAUACACACCACGGCUGCUGUGUGAUUGGCUCGACUGAGUACUCUGAUAACUCCUCAGACAAGCAGUGAGAUUGUUUUCUGUGAGCGAUUCAGACUACACAGGUUUGUGUUCUGAUAUACUACACUCAGACAGCCAUUGACUGACGAAGUCGAGGUAUCAUUGUGAAGAUGGGUUUCAGCCUGGUUCUAGCCACUCUUCUCUGCUUCACCACAUGGAUGACUUCGGUCGACACAACCCAUGGUCCGGUGGUGAACUGUUGUAUGAUGUGGUCCACAACCAGAGUCCCACUAGAACGAAUUAUGAAUUACACCAUGCAGCCUGAAACGAUCUGUCCCAUCAAAGCCAUAGUGUUUCUGACAAGUCAUGGGAAGAGGAUUUGCUCCGACCCUGAAAGCAAGUGGGCAGUAAGAGCCAAGAAUAAAGUGGAUGAAGAGAGAAAGAAAGCUUUGCAAGUGAACGGACAGACUGAAGAAGGAUCAGCAAGUGACAUCAUGACACCAGCUUGUGCCACUGCAUCAACGAAAGCACCGCAGAAGAAACACAAAAAUGGAAAUGGCAAAUGGAGACGGCAGAGGAAAAGGGGCAGGAAAGCGAGGAGGGAGCUGAGAAGGCGUGUCUGAGGAAUCACAAGACAAAUCAAACCUUCCGCAAAUUUUACUCUUUUCAAAUGGAGUCGUACUGCUUUGUAACAUUAAUAGUAAACAAACCUGAAACAAAAACAGACUUUUAUAUAUUCUUGUAAUGAAAACAAAUAUGCAAUAAACAUUUAAAUAUGUCAUAACUUUGUGUGUUUCAAUUUCAAAGAGCAAUUUUUUUUACCCUUUCUAGUU